Messenger RNA from Ornithorhynchus anatinus (platypus), 7491 nucleotides. It is a transcript of the gene PIP5K1C, whose product is annotated as phosphatidylinositol-4-phosphate 5-kinase type 1 gamma. Gene Ontology annotation, biological process: phosphatidylinositol metabolic process. The record is from RefSeq and is a predicted model, not a curated record. NCBI's taxonomy places the organism in Eukaryota, Metazoa, Chordata, Mammalia, Monotremata, Ornithorhynchidae. The transcript has 19 exons. Gene Ontology annotation, molecular function: phosphatidylinositol kinase activity. The coding region runs from base 77 to 2167 and encodes 696 amino acids.
CAGCAGCAGCAGCAGCAGCAGCAGCCCCCAUCCCUGCCGAGAAGUCAGCGCGGCCCGGCUCGGCCCGUUAGCAGCGAUGGAGCUAGAGGUCCCGGACGAGGCGGAGAGCGCGGAGGCAGGGGCCAUCACCCCGGAGAUGGGAUGGGGCGUGGAAAGCGGGGCGGCGGAGGCGGCGGCAGGUCUGGCACCGAAGAAGAUGGCCCUGACUGAGAUCCCAUCACUCCCAGGACAGCCCGGUGCGGGCCAUGGAAAGAAAUUAGGCCACCGGGGAGUCGACGCUUCUGGCGAAACCACCUACAAAAAGACCACCUCAUCCACCCUGAAGGGAGCCAUCCAGUUAGGAAUUGGCUACACAGUGGGGAAUCUGAGCUCCAAGCCAGAGCGAGAUGUCCUCAUGCAGGAUUUUUACGUGGUGGAAAGCAUCUUCUUCCCCAGUGAAGGAAGUAACCUCACCCCAGCUCAUCAUUACCCCGACUUCAGAUUCAAAACCUAUGCACCAGUGGCUUUUAGGUAUUUCCGAGAACUCUUCGGCAUCCGUCCAGAUGACUAUUUGUAUUCCUUGUGUAAUGAGCCUUUGAUCGAGCUUUCUAACCCAGGGGCCAGUGGUUCGCUCUUCUACGUAACCAGCGAUGAUGAGUUUAUCAUCAAAACUGUAAUGCAUAAGGAAGCAGAAUUCUUGCAGAAGUUACUUCCCGGUUACUACAUGAACCUAAACCAAAACCCUCGGACCCUACUUCCAAAGUUUUAUGGGCUGUACUGUGUUCAGUCAGGGGGAAAGAACAUCCGGGUGGUGGUAAUGAACAACAUUCUUCCCAGAGUCGUGAAAAUGCACCUGAAGUUUGACCUCAAGGGCUCAACUUACAAACGGCGGGCAAGCAAGAAGGAGAAGGAGAAAUCUAUCCCCACGUACAAGGACCUGGAUUUCAUGCAGGACAUGCCCGAAGGCCUGAUGCUGGAUGCUGACACCUUUAGUGCCCUAGUGAAAACCUUACAGAGAGACUGUUUGGUGUUGGAAAGUUUUAAAAUCAUGGACUACAGCUUGCUGCUUGGGGUACACAACAUAGACCAGCAGGAACGGGAGCGGCAGACCGAGGGAGCCCAGAGCUUGUCGGACGAGAAACGCCCAGUUGGGCAGAAGGCGCUCUACUCCACAGCCAUGGAGUCCAUCCAGGGUGGGGCCGCCCGGGGGGAAUCGAUAGACACGGAUGACACGAUGGGCGGGAUCCCUGCAGUGAAUGGCAAAGGGGAGCGUCUUCUGCUACAUAUAGGAAUCAUCGAUAUCCUUCAGUCCUACAGAUUCAUCAAAAAGCUGGAACACACUUGGAAGGCUCUUGUCCAUGAUGGGGACACGGUUUCGGUUCACCGACCCAGCUUCUAUGCUGAGAGAUUUUUCAAAUUCAUGACUAACACUGUUUUUCGGAAGAACUCGUCUCUGAAAUCCUCACCAUCUAAGAGAGGUCGCAGUGCCUUAUUAGCUGUCAAGCCUAGCGGGCCCACAGCAGCAUUUUCUGCCAGCCAGAUCCCCACGGAACGGGAGGAAGCUCAGUAUGACCUGCGGGCUGCUAGGAGCUACCCGACUCUAGAGGACGAAGGCAGGCCAGACCUGCUACCUUGCACUCCCCCUUCAUUUGAAGAAGCAACCACAGCCUCCAUAGCCACGACGCUGUCGUCAACAUCUCUCUCCAUCCCUGAGCGGUCUCCUUCUGAGACCUCUGAGCAACCCAGGUACAGGCGUCGCACUCAUUCAUCUGGCCAAGAUGCCCGGUCCCACGAGGAGGUGCACGUCGAAGAGGAGCUCCAGCAGAUCACAGUCGAAAUAGAGGCUAAAUGUAGCGUUGAGAUUGUGGCUCCAGAAGAAGAGGAAAAAGGGGAAGCAGCUUCCUCAGCCUCUGCCACUGUCACAUCCACUGUUGCUGUGGAGGUAGAAACUGCCAGCCAGGCCUCCGAGCCAGCCAGCCAAGCAUCCGAUGAAGAUGAAGUGCCAGCCACUGACAUAUACUUUUUCACGGAUGGGAGGUACUGGAUUUACUCUCCCCGCCGGCGCCGACUCCGAGCCGCCUCGCUUUCCUCCUCCGGUACUCCUACAGAUGAGAGGAGUUGGGUUUACUCCCCGCUCCACUAUAGCAUGCAAGUCCACUCGGUCUCUGAUGAGGAGAGCGAUACAUAAUUUCUAUGCAGACACUGAAGUCUGGAGCUGAGUGUUCCCUCUACGGAAAGCGGUUCCAUUUUGUUGACGUGCCGACUGGCCAUGGGGGAAGCUUGCCGAUGCCCACCUCGCUGCACAAGCAGGACCUCGCACACCCCGCUUCCCACUGGGGGAAACGCAAAAUCCCCCCAGUGUCCCCGCCCUCCUCUCUUCCCCUCCCCAUCCAACAACUUGACCAUUCGCCUCAUCUGUUUCAAGCCGUGGACUGCCAAGAAAACGUUGCUUCUGGGCGCAGAGCGUCCAGGGGCAAAGAAAUCACUGGGGCAGAGCAAAAAUGGUUUUCCAUCUGAGCACUCCUGUAACUGCGUGUGUGCGUGUGUGCGUGUGUGUUUAUGAGAUACUGCAAACCUUUUGAGUUUUUUAAAUCCUAUAUUUAUUUGAGGUCUUUGAGCUCUGCACAGACACCGACAGCACAAAUGUGCUUUUCUAUUUAAAAAAAACACCAUAAAACAGAAUGGGGUUGUACCACACCCUUGGCUCUUCUCUAUAUUUGUUUUGGGAUCACAGGAUGCCUCACUGGAGAUAGGGAAAGGUCAGCGUACCUGUUGUUUGGGAGGGUGGGUGUGAAGGGAAGGAAAAUCGUCAGAAGAAAUUCAUCCCCACUGUUUAUUUCUGGCUUAGCCCUGGGGAGUCAAUCACUGUAUAGAUUUCAAAGCUACCAAUGACCCCUGAAAUGAAUGCAUUCGUCAGUAUGGGAAAGCAGGGCAGAAUGGCCCGAGGCAGGAUAUCCUCCAUUUUCCUGGACUUGGCUGUGGCUUAGGGAACUCUCCUCUCCCCUUCUCUAUGGGCUUAACCCACAUUGGUGUUCCCCACCUGUUGUCUUGGAGGGCGAAAACCCUGUGCUUUUCCCAUGUUCUUUGGCUCCUUCCCAGAGUGGAAUCAAGUCUGGAAACUGCAUCAAGCCAAAGUUGAGCCACUUAGGAACCCAGGGCUCUUUUGCUCAGAAAAUCUACAUAUAGAACAUCAGAUUCCCACCCCCCCGCCCCAUCAGAAAACUUUAGAGGGUGCCCACUCUAAGACUGCUGCUUUUUAUCUCUUCCCUCCCCUUGCCCCUAUCUAAAGGCAGCAUUGUAAAGACAGUUUUCCAUAGAGUCAGUAGGAACAAAUCCUUAUCCGGCACCGCAAAUUCAUUUCAGCUUGAAACGGCAGAGCGGUCUACCAGAAGUAAGCGUGGCUAUUAAGCGACCGUUCGGCUUAGCUAUGCGACGGCAGGCAGAAGUGAUUUGGAUUCAGAUUUUUUUUCUUUCCUCCUUUUGUUGUUCCUUUUGGUUUUGCUUUAUUGGCUAAAAGGGAUAUGUUUUAAGUUGGAUGCCUCAGUCAAAGAUCAGGAUUUUCCAAAUGGUUUCAGUCUUUCAGAUUGAAUCUUCCCUCAGGUGCUAUUAAGAUGACAGGUGUGGUACUGAUGAGAAAUGAGACAGAGCCCCACGUUCACCCCACCCCUUUAUGGCAAAGGCAACUGCAUCUCUUGUGGAUGAAGCCUUUUCCGCAGAUGGCAACUGUGGACUUUAUUUAUUAUCAUGCUUAUGAUUGAAAUUCAGGUUCCAGAAAGGAGGAAGGAGGUGUGGGAAAUUUUUCCCUUGGAAGCCAAAACAUGGAGGGUCAUCACCAAAUGACUUUGAAAUACUCAGGAAGAUUGAGACAGAAAGGGGCUCAGCCUCUCAGCUGCAGAUUUGCAAAAGGAGUUUUGAUGCUGGUGCGUUUACCUUUGAGCAAUCACGUUUGUCUGCUUGAUUGGAGAUGGGAGCAGGCAGGAGACCUCCAAAAUAACGUUUUGCCGUCCCAUCCCCCCCUGACCCCCACCCAACACUUUCGGGACCCCCUUUCUCCUAAACCCCGGGGCUUCCAUCCUAUUGCAUGAACCAUUUAUUGAGCUAAAUAUGUUGAUUGGACUUGCUGACCCAGAGGGUCCCUAAUAGUUAUUUCCUGAGUGUUCCUCAAUUUAUGAUGCUAACUCACCAGGAAGCUGUGCUGCUUUAUGCUCUCCAAUUGAGUUAUCUACCUGACUGUAGAGAAAACAUUCAGGCUGAGAGGUUCUUUUGCUGUUUUGAUUAAAACUAGGAAAGGCCAUUCUUUAAAGAUGUUGGCCUGUUAAUUUCAGACAAUGAGGAACCCAAGUCUUCCGCUGGAGCAAUUAAAUCAAUUAUAACAUUGUUCCGGGCCUUCAUUAAUCAAAGCUAAACCAGAAUCAUAACGUUUUAUGUCAGAAUCUCUUUGUUCUCAGUCUGGGCUGAAAAGAAGCUGAUUCAAAUAGGGCAAUUUUACACAUUCCAAUCAUGGUCUCUGCCAUUUGAAUGGGAUUAUACAUAUAUAUGUAUAUAUAGCUGCUCCAUUUUUUAAUCUCGUGCUGUGUGUUUCCCAUCACUGGCCUGAACUACUUGAAAACGCUAAUUGGAUGCAUCUUCUGGAAAUGAAGACUACAAGGAGUUUUAUUUUUUGUAGUGGCAUUUAAAAAAAAAAAAGGAAGGAAUCAUGCAAGCUAAUGACAGGCUCUCCAAUGAAAGAUAAGCCUGAUUGUCAGACCGCGUGGCUGACCUUGGCUGUUCUCCUUGGGCUAUUUUUCUGACCCCUGCAGAUGAUGGUGUCAGGUUUGUAGCAGCUUCGGGGCUUUUACAGCAAGUAUGUUCUUAACACUGCAGUCUCCAAAAUGUUUGGCUCCCUUUCCCAAGCACAGGUGUCUGUGCACAACACCCACUCCCCAUUCCCGCCUUGCCCCUUAUCCUCAGGCUUCCUCCAAACAGCAGCACCAAUAACCUGCUCAACUGUAGCCCUUGCUCACAAAGCAGUUUCCACCCCAUGCUCCUGCUUCCCACCCUCCCACAUUACACCCUUGCUUCAAAUUGUCAUGAUCAAGCAUGCCCAAACGGUGUGCAUUCUAAAGAACUCGUGCAGUGGCGAGAUGUCAGAGUGGCAUGGAGUGAUAGUACGACAUCUGCAAAUAGAUUUUUCUGUGGCUUCUCAUUCUUUCGCGUUGCAAGUAGAAUGAGAACUUAUCACAACUGGGAGGACGUUUGGCAAGGGCUAGAACAUAAUCACCAUCAAAUCCUCUAAAUUCCUCCCAGGGAUUUGUGCUCAGAGAGAGGUUACUGGAUGGAGGUGGGAGGGGUGGAGUUUUCUUAUAGAAUUCUGUAAGGCCUUUUGGCUUGGAAGAGUUUAAAACGCCCAAGUGUGGGUGGAUUUGCACAUGUGAAUCUUCCUUACCCCUAAAGCAGUCCCAGGAAAUCAGAUGCUGAGACUUGCACCCACCGCUAACAGCUAUUUCUUUUGUCCUCCCAACAUUUCAGCAGAAAACCCCAAGUGCAGAUUGGUGUCUCCUAAAGACAUGGCCCCUACCGGUGACAUUUAGUGAACCCAAAUGGAGAACGCCGUGUCUUCUAGUCAUGAAUGGCAAGGUUUUUGUUCCUAGAGGUUUUCUCUAUGAUCCAGUAGUGCAUGGGAAGGAGCCCACCCAGGUAAUCUGACAGCAGCCUGCCCAACUUCAUUUCUCAAGGCAUGGAGCCAGCUGGUGCUCUCGAGUAGAGGGCUGUGGCUUGUGUGUAUUAUACACCAUCAAGCUGCAAAGGAAUUUUCUUCAAAGGGUGCAGUCCUAAGGUAAUUCUGCAACUCUCUUAGAGGCUCUUUUUUUUCCUCCCCCAGGACCCUCUUGGAAAAAUCAGAAUUGAACUAUUCAGGGCUGCUUCUGGGUUUCCUGGGACUAGCCUAGUGUAGGGUGGUUGAGUUUCCCCAUCUCCCCCCGACCCCAGGAAGCCCGUUGAAACGAUUUUCCAAAACCCUACCAUGCUGAACGAACAGAUCUGCUUCUGAGAAGUAGCUCCAGUUGCCUGGCUAUCAGAGCAGGUCUGCGGACUUGGAGCAGGUCUGUGGUGUGCUUUGACAGUGAUCCAUCUACCAGGUCUCAUUUCUGUCCCUACGCUUCUCCUUCUCCCUCCUUUGAAAUGCCAAGCACCUGAAACGGACCCUGCUGUGUCUUUUGUGAACUACCCCCCCAUUGCCACCUCCCCUCUCCCGCUCCUCCUCCUGCCCCGGAAAGGCAAAAAGCAAAACUCAGGCCUAUGGGAUCACUUGUGAUUUGGGGAGCCUCUAUUUGACCCAAGUAUAUGAUGCUCGUUCAUAUUCCAAUGCCAUUUUCUAGACUUCCUCUAUGUAAGUGUAUUGCGUAAAGAAUGUUUGUAAAAGUGUGGCUUUUUUUGUCGUUUGGGGGGGCGGGGGGGGGGGUAGAAAAAGUACAAGUUGAUAUUGUCAUGUUUCUAUUUUUGCUUUAAGACAACCCUUUUUGGAGACCAUUUUUCAGAGAAUUGUAAAUCAAUGCUAACUGUUCUUUAGACUAUGUAGUACAGCAGCAUUAACUUAGUCUUUGGGGAGGGGGGCAGGAAAAAGGCAAGAACUAUUUAUAAUGUUUAGUGAACAGAUUGCCUCACCUGAACCCCAAUAAGAAUGACUCCUAAAACUCUUUUCCUUUUGUGUAAAAAUAUGUAAAUAUUUUCCUGGCCUAAGUGCACCCCUCCUUUCUCCCCACAUUUGUCUCCUCUCCGAUGGCUGCUAUUGCUAAGAAAGUGGAUAUUUGAAUUAUUGUACUGUAUUAAACAAAGACAUUUAUGUGAGAGUUUAGAUUGCAAGUGCUCUUCCUCUUGAAAAACCACCAUUCCCUGAAUUCUGCUAAAUGCAAUAUUCUGUCACUAGUAGAGUUCUCUUAUACUGUACUGUUGCUGCGGGGUCUUGCGGUCAGUCCCCUGUGCUUAUUUCCAGUUUUUAUCUUUAAAGUAGGGUUUGGUUUGGGUAGUCAAACUGCAUUUCUGUCCAACUCUAAUCAUGUUUUACAGUGUAAAUGAUGAAACCUUGUACGUCUGAACUAUUGAAGAGGGUUCCAUGUAGUGUUUCCCCUUUGCUCCAAUAUUUGAUCAUUUAAGCUUGAGUUCUUUGAGGGGACACUGCCUCAAAUCCUGAACUGUGUUAAAAAAAAAAAAUGCAACCACUGCUGACCCAAAAUAACACUUCUAUACAGUGUCCCCUGCUUUUCCUCCCUCUUUUUAUUUUGAAAAGGAGAUCUCUCUAAUAAAUAGGGUCAUAAAGCAUUUGUUUCUUCCCUUUUUUAUUGUGUAUUGCUCAGUCGUGGAAUUCCUUUGCUGAUUAGCCUGUGCUAUAGGACCUUGUUUCAAACUUCUAAAUAUGAUGUGAACGAUGUCGAGAAUGACCUCUGUCACUUCCUUCCGUAGUAUAAUUCCAGCUAUCACCUUAUGUCAUGAUUGUAGUCAGCCUAAAAUUGCAUUAAAAUACAAAUCCUAAUAAAA